AAAACAAUUAUUUUCUUGCUUUUUUUUUACUUCUCCCGAAACCAAAAAUCGGUACGAAAAUCAAAUAAUCUGAAUAAAUUCCCAAGUCGAUAAGUAUGUGUUAAUUAAUCAGCCUUACAAAAUAAUGUUUUUAUUUUUGCGGUGUUUAAGUUAAAAGGAAUAAAGUACUGAAAAGUGCAUAAUUAUAUGUGUGUGUUGGUGUAUCCAUAGGUGCAUAUGUUUGUGCGUACUCAAUAUACAAUUUGAGCUCCAAAAACAGUUCUCGGAAGCAGGAAACUGUAAACAAGAAACACACUCAAACUGAAGACGACUCGGCGGCCCGGCUCUCACUUGCAUUUUUGUGUUCGUUUUGCUCCCCCAAUUUGUGUUUCUUGCUACACGCCCCACGCCACGCCCCAACCCCCCGGUUCUAUGCGUCUGGCCUAAACAGCAGCCACAGCCACACAGCAACAACGUUAACAACAAAAUUUAUUAUUGCAACAACAGCAACAACAAAAGGAAGCAAAACUGCAACCCACGCAAGCAACAAAAAACAACAACAACCACCGAACCGCCGAACAACAACAACAACAACUAAAAGUCUGCGUCUCAGCCUCUGCUCUCUCUCUCUCACUCUUUCGCUUUGAACCACAUACAACUGUAAACGUGUCGUCGUCGCGACUUAAAGCUGUGCCUGCCCGCUGUGCCUCGCCUCUACCUCGCUCUUUCGCUAAACUAAAUCGCUCUGUGUGUGCGUCGUCGUCAUCAUCGUCAUCGUGUUGCGUACGUGCGUGCGUCUGUGCCUGUGUGUGUGUGUGUGUGUGUCUCCAAAGUGAAGGUGUGUACGGGGCGUGGGUGUGUGAGAGUACGAGAGUGCGUAUUGAGACGCGUCGUCGGCUAUGUCAGCGGGCAUAAAUGCGCUAAUACAAGCGGUGCUCUUCCUUGAGCAGAAUGAGAAGCCCCCGCAGGCGGGAGGAGGAGGAGCUGGUGGUGGGAUCGGCCUGGUGCCGCAGCCGAUGCCGCUGCACUGCAUCAAUGGGAAUGUCGGUUAUCGGAGCAGCAAGAGCAUCGGUAUACCCACCAACAACAACAACAACAACAACAACAGCGCGAGUCAGCACAAUAGAAACACAACGGGGAGUAACGGCAUCAUUGGCAGCAUUGCUGCGGCAGCGGCAGCAUCGUCAUCAUCAUCGUUGUCGGGUUCCGUGUAUGCAAACGGAAAUGGUAACGGUAAUGGCCACAACAGCAUCAGCGAUCGGAGCAACAGCAGCAGCUGCGGCAGCAACAGCAACAGUCCACGCAGUCAAUUGGUGGCAAACGGCGGUGCUGGCCAUGAUUACGACUACGUUGGCAGCGUCAGCGUUGUUGCACCCACCACUGCCGCCGCCCAUGGACAAUUGGAGGCGUCAUCGCUGCGCCACAGCGAAGGUCGCACCAUUAUCUCGGAGGAUGAAAACUCCUCGUCCAACUCCAACAACUCCUACUCGCGACUGCUGCAACACCAACAGCUACAGAAGCAACUAAAUACAACAUCAGUGAUAGCAGCGAGCAGAGCAGUGGUAGCGGCAGAAAGAGGCAGUAGCCCAAACUCUCCAACGUCUCCCGUCAAAUCUCCCACCUCCAACGCCACUUCAGCCGCCGCCUCCGUGGCUUUCAUUCUGCGGGCGAACGCCAGUGGCGCGGCCCCAACCUUGAUCCAUCAGGCUGCAAAGCACAAACUGAGCAACGGCAGCGGCAGUGGCAGUGUCACUAGUGGCGGUGGAUCGGAGAUUCCGCGCAAAUAUCUGCUGGUGUCGGAUGGCAAGGGCAGUGUCUACCCGGCGCCAGACAGCGGCACCAGUGCGACAGCGGCAGGAGGCUCCACCGCUAUUGCAUCCGCGGCCGCCUCCGCCUUUCUGUUGGGUGCCAGCCAUGGGGUAGGCGUGGGCAAUGCCAUUUGGCAGGAGAGUCAGCGGCACCACCCCCAGCACCAGCAACAGAAGAAUGUCCUGGGGAAGACAGGGAUACCACUCACCCCGCCACCGAUGCCCACACGCAAAGCGGCCGACACGAAUGCCCGUAUACGCUCGUACUCACUGUCCUCCCAUAAAUUUUCAGCGCCCGGCCAAGGCGACAGCCAGCAGCACCACCACCCACUGGGCUAUGUGAAUGGCGGACGGGUGGUGGGCGGCGCCAGCAGCUCCUACCGCCAGCCCAUCAAUGUCCAGGCGGCAGCGAGCGCGGCGGCAGCAGCCGCCGCAGCAGCGUCGAUAGCCAGCAGCUCCUCCGUUUCGACAUCGGCGCCAGCGGUGGGAUCACAGCUAAGCCACGGCGGACGGAGGCGCACAACCAGCUCCAACAGCAACGGAGCUGGGACUCGGGAGGUGCACAACAAGCUGGAGAAGAACCGUCGGGCCCAGCUGAAGGAGUGCUACGAUCAGCUGAAGAGGGAGCUUCCCAUGGGGGACGAGGAUCGCAAGAAGACCUCCAAUUUGAUAAUACUCGAUACGGCCCAUAAAUAUGUCAAGCAAUUGAGGCAGCGGGAUCGCGAACAGGAGGCGGAGGCGGAGCGUCUGGCCAAGCAGAAGAUUGAGCUGCAAAAGCGAUUGAAUAGCUUGAAAAGGGACACCGACCAGCAGAGCAUUCCACUGAAUGAAAAAGCCGUUUGCCUGGCGGCCGGCUCAUCAGCAUCCGCAACAGCCAGUGGACGCAACGGAACAACCAUACUGUUUGAUGCCACAACAGCCUCUGUCUGUGCAACUGGGCUAACAACUGUGAUAAGCAAAACGAAUGCAACAACACCAGCAGCAACCGCCGCCGCCGCCGCCGCAGCAGCAGCAACAGUGGGUGGAGGAUUAGGAGCCGGAACCAACUCCAAGCACAUCUCCUCUGCCAGCGGGAAAGCUGUGGCUGUGUCUGUCGCUACUGCUGGAAACCACUUGAUCUCCGGUAAUGGAAAUGGAAAUGGGAAUGGAAACGGAAACGGGACCACCACCGGAACAGCCAUCAUGACAAUUAAGAACGGCAGCAUUCUGGCCAUCUCACCAACGGCCAUCCAGCAUAACUCCCAGCACAGCAGUCCGGCGGGCAGUCCCACGAGCGUGACGAUGGGUGCAACCGCAACACGUGGUUCGCCCACACCAUCGACGCCGUCGCCAUCGCCCAGCUCCUCGUCGAGCGGUGUCUCGUCGUCGGCCUCAUUCAUGAGCUCCUCAUCAUCAUCGUCGUCCUCCUCCUCAUCCUCGUCGUCGUCGUCCAGCUCAUCGUCAAGCUCCUCAUCGUCGCCCACACAGACGACGACCGCGCAUCUAUUGGGAUCGCGCAGCGUUGGCCUCAAGUAUCAUGGGGCCGCAGGUGGCCCUGGCACCGCCCUAAAUGGAGGCGCCACCAUAGUGGCAACCGCAGUGCCAUCAGCUGCGGGAUCAGCGAAUGGUUUCCAUCAGGCGGACAAGGAUCGUAAUUACAAUUUCUUGAUGCUCAGUGCUGGCACAACGGCGCAGUAAUUUUGUGGAGGAAGCAGGAACAGCCAACAGUCAACAAACAAUUACAACAACUAUAACAAUAAAAAAAAGAAACAACAACAACAACAGCAACAACAACUGAAUUGUGUGCAACAGCUCCCACCUUAUAAAAUGUAACAACACCAACAAAAACUAUGAGAAGAUGAACUAGAAACCAAUGAUAUAACAAAUGAUGAUUGUUCUUCAAGAAUCUUCAAAUUCUCUUUGUCAACAACAACAACAACACCACCACUUGGCAUAAACACACACACAACCUACACACCACACACACAUCGAUUUCAACAAAAGCAAACAAUUACAUUUGUUGCAACAACAACAAACAGUUCCGCCCAACAUUUAGCAUCGAUUUUGAAAAUCAUUGUGUAAAAGAGAGCAAAGAAAGAUAGAUGGAGAUAGAGGAAAGGUAUUUUUUAAUAGAUGAUUUUACACCAAAACAAGCGACAACAGCAACAGUGGAGAAAACAAACACACACACACACCAACAAAACAUUUCAACAACAGGAAAAUGGGAAAAUAUAAGAAAACUUCAACAACAACAAACAGCAACAUGUGCAACAAUAAUCAACAACUCGCCACAACAUUUGCAACAAUAAUCAACAACUAGCCACGACAUUUUCAACAAUAAUCAACCACAAUCAAGACCAAUCAUAUGAAGAACUACCAACAAGAACAGCAAUAAAAAAAAAGAAAAAUCAACAACCAGAGGAACAAUAAAAAAAAAAC
Messenger RNA from Drosophila miranda, 4205 nucleotides. RefSeq lists its product as uncharacterized. The record is from RefSeq and is a predicted model, not a curated record. Gene Ontology annotation, molecular function: DNA-binding transcription factor activity, RNA polymerase II-specific; RNA polymerase II cis-regulatory region sequence-specific DNA binding; protein dimerization activity. The coding region runs from base 879 to 3464 and encodes 861 amino acids. The transcript has 9 exons. Gene Ontology annotation, biological process: regulation of transcription by RNA polymerase II. Lineage: Eukaryota; Metazoa; Arthropoda; Insecta; Diptera; Drosophilidae.